UGUCGCUUCAUAAUCUUCCAUUUCUCAAUCAUCAUUCCCCUGUUCAGUUUCAGAAAACCCUAAACAAAAAAAAAUGGAUAUCUCAGAAAUCGCCAAAAAACUCGGAUUCUCCGAUUCAAAAAUCCUCAUCCGUAAAGCCGCCGAACUCCGUCGUCUCUGCGAUGUCCAAUUUGAUUCCUCCAUCAUCGGUGUCGGUGAGGUUGCCAAAGCUAUCAUCUGCAUGGAGAUCGCGGCGACGAGGCUUGGUGUUCUUUUUGAUCGAUCGUCUGCUGUGAAACUCAGUGGAAUGUCUGAGAGAGCUUAUAUCAAAUCUUACAAUUCACUUCACAACGGCAUCGGCGUCAAGUUGAAGCUAGAUGUGAGAGAAUUGGCUAUUCGAUUUGGUUGUGUGAGGAUUAUACCAUAUGUUCGUGAUGGUCUCAAGCUUUAUAAGGAUAGGUUUCUUGCUUCGUUGCCGGCUGCUCGCCGUGCUAGUGCUGAUUUUACUCGUCCGGUGUUCAUGGCUGUUGCUUUUUAUUUAAGUGCAAAGAAACAAAAGCUUAAAGUUGAUAAGAUUAAGCUAAUUGAACUUUGUGGUACUUCUGAAUCUGAAUUUUCUAGUGUUUCCACUUCUAUGAAAGACUUGUGCCAUGAUGUUUUUGGGGUAGCUAAAGAAAAGAAAGACCCUAAAGAAGUUAAGACCAAUAGAGAUCUGCUUGAUGUCUUGCCUAGCAAAAGAAAAGCUGAGGAUGGUGGCUAUUUGUCUGAUGAUGGAGCAGAGGUUUCAUGUUAUAAAAAAAAGAAACAGAUGGAAACACAUGAUUAUGAGAAGUGGAAAUCUUCUGUUCUUGCAUCCAAUAAACAAGAUAAGAAAGAAGUGCAUUGCAAGAAACCAAUACAGACAAGCCUCAACUUUGUCAAGGAAGCUCCUGAGACCCAGAAGUUGGAGGUGUUGUGAGAUGGUAUUGUUUUUACCGUGAUGGAAGAUGAUUCCAGUGGAAGUUUGGUACCGUAUAAAUCAAAGGAUGGAAGUACCAAAGAAGUUGUCUAGUUGUGACUAUUUUUACGUAUAAGCUUCUCAAUUUUGUCAAAGUUGCCUUUUGGGGAAUUUCCAAAGCAUUAAAUUAUAUCAAGAACUAUGUACAUACUAUCAUUUUUUAAAAAACUUUCCUGGUAUUUGGCUUCAAAAUGAGUGACAUAGGUUCACUUAUCCGUUCAAGACAGUAAAUCUGUAAAUCAGUGUGCCUCUGCAAUUUUCUUUGUAUUCAUACAUUUCUCUCUAUUUAAACAACACAGUUUUGGAUAAUA
Lathyrus oleraceus (garden pea) is the source of this 1287-nucleotide messenger RNA. Its product is annotated as origin of replication complex subunit 6. The coding region runs from base 74 to 937 and encodes 287 amino acids. Gene Ontology annotation, cellular component: nuclear origin of replication recognition complex. NCBI's taxonomy places the organism in Eukaryota, Viridiplantae, Streptophyta, Magnoliopsida, Fabales, Fabaceae. The transcript has 9 exons. The record is from RefSeq and is a predicted model, not a curated record. Gene Ontology annotation, molecular function: DNA binding. Gene Ontology annotation, biological process: DNA replication initiation; DNA replication.